This is a messenger RNA of Iphiclides podalirius (scarce swallowtail), 225 nucleotides long. NCBI's taxonomy places the organism in Eukaryota, Metazoa, Arthropoda, Insecta, Lepidoptera, Papilionidae. The record is from the annotation of a GenBank genome assembly.
AUGAAGAAAGAGCUUUUCCAACAAGAAAAUGAUUUAAAAUUAGUGAUAUCAAAACUGGAGUCAGUUUUACUAGAAGGCUACAAAUGCCCCACAUGUAUUAGCAACAAUUCAAGAACAACAUCCACUGAAAACAAAGAGGUUGAAACAAGUGGUAGCCUUCUUAAUUUAGCUAUAUCUAUGCAGUCUACAAAUUAUAAUAACUUUGAUGAAAUUUUCAGUCUCAUG